Colletotrichum abscissum is the source of this 381-nucleotide messenger RNA. RefSeq lists its product as uncharacterized. The record is from RefSeq and is a predicted model, not a curated record. The annotation marks the transcript as partial. Lineage: Eukaryota; Fungi; Ascomycota; Sordariomycetes; Glomerellales; Glomerellaceae. The transcript has a single exon.
AAGCACUGCCCCCAACAUCCGGAAGAAGCUUCAGGUCGCUCUCCAUCCCGGUCUGUCAUCAAAUCCGCUCACCAUCAAGCCCAUGUCCCGCCUCUGCAGAAGCAAUACCCAUGGCCCAUGAGGUGGAUGGAGGAGGGGUGGGCCGCAUCGAUAGGGUCCCGGUCGUGUGCUUCCAAGACCUCUCUCCGCCCAAUCAUCCUCCAUCUCAUCCACCCAGCGCCGCCCCAAACGGCAUCGCUUUCUGUCCAGGCCUCUGAUCACCGCCCCAGUGUGGCAGAGCCAUGCACCCGUGGCACAACCACCGACGCAUCAUGGAUCGAUGGAUACGCAGUACGGACUACGGAGCACACGACGAUAUCGCGCCUCCAGACUUUCCAUUGA